Nakaseomyces glabratus is the source of this 2250-nucleotide messenger RNA. RefSeq names its product Efr3p (gene EFR3). Lineage: Eukaryota; Fungi; Ascomycota; Saccharomycetes; Saccharomycetales; Saccharomycetaceae. Gene Ontology annotation, cellular component: plasma membrane. Gene Ontology annotation, biological process: protein localization to plasma membrane. The record is from RefSeq and is a predicted model, not a curated record.
AUGCAAUUGGGUCACAUAUUUACUCCGAAGCAUCAAAAACUGGUCAAUCAAUGUUACCCUAGUGGUAGAGCGCCAGAUAAGAAGCCAAAAUCCUCCGAGACUUCAUAUUUGAUAUACUAUGUCAAUUCUCGUUCCAGUAAGCUUGAGAAAGUUAGUAACUACUUAAUUAAGAGAACCAAUACCGAUUUGAGUCGACGCAGAGUUGGUAACGUUUGUGUAACUUUGGAGUUGAUGGCCAAGAUAGUGGAUCAUUGUAAAGAAAACCUUAACGUGUUUGUGAAAGAGUUUCUGACUUUAAUGAAUAUGGUAUUAACCAACAAUAGUAUAAAUAAUGAUGUCACUGUGAUAGAAUUGUUGGAAAUUACUUUUGGCACCAUUUGCCGCAACCUUGACGGAGCAUAUUAUGGCGGUGAUACUGAAUUUAUAAAAAUGUUUAAGAGCUUUGUUGAUCUUUUAUUUGAAGUUGUCUCAAAGAGGCUGAACAAUGAUGACUUGAUGUUAAAGGUAUGCAUAGACAUAUCUACUAUAAUUGGAAUUGCGAGCGAUCCUCAAUUGAAUUAUCUUGUACCAAAAUGUGUUGAGACUGCAAUUGAUCAAUUGCAAGCUAGAUACCCUCAGUUCAAGGAAAAUUCACUGCUAGAACAACCAAGCUUGACAAAAAGGUUGAGCAAGACACAAACUCGUGCACAAGAAGUCCUUGAGAUACCGACUGCAGACAAUGAUUUAUGUGUUGCAACAUUGCAUAAUUACUUUAACACAACAGAAACAGAUAAAUUGAAUUUAUCUAUUAGAUCUCUAAUCAAAAAAUUGCAAUCAACACCAAAUAAAGAGCUGUUAGAGUUCAUUUCCAAUGACAUUCCUGUCCAGUUAAGAUAUAUUGUUGUUUUAUUACUCACAAGGCAGGUUUCCAAUUAUGAGAGAAAUCAAGUCUCAGGUAGCCAAGGCAAUCCUGAUGGUGCACUCAAUAGUUUGAAACUAAUUUCUUGUUUACUAGUAUCAAAAAUUAGUAUUGUAGGACUGAGUGUUUUGGAUAUAAUGAGAAAGGUUUUAGCUGUGCAGUUAAAAUCUAAAGAGAGCAUGCCUCUUGUGCAUCAAUGUCGUGUUACAAUAAAAGAUUUGAAUAACAAAAUUUACUACUCUGAACAAACAUCUGAUAUGUUAUAUGAUUUGGUAGUCAAAAUAAAGAAUGUACAAAAUGAAGUUGAGAAGAGAAUUCUGGUUGAUGAUAUGAAAUAUAUUGUCGAUGAUAUCUCACAGCCAGUUAUUAACGUUGAUCUAUUAACUGAGUUGGUUCCUUUUAUGAAAGGGUCUGUUAUACAACUGUUAAAUAUCACUGAGGAGCACAUUUCUGGCGGUUCCACUUUAUCCAGAUUGUUUCAAAUGGUCCGUGAUAUUGAGGAUAGAAAUUUACAAUCCAAAGCGAUGUCUAUUAUCUUUGAUAAAUACAAGAAAAUUAUACUGCUACCUGGUCUUAAUUAUUUCCAGAUGAACAUUAAAGAGCCGGAGUAUACCUAUUACUUAUAUCAUUUCAACGCGGCUAAAACAUUAGGAGUUACAUCAUAUUAUUCUGAGACACAGCAAAAACUUGACAAUGGAGAAUUAUUUACCAAGGAAGAAUUAAUGAAAUAUUAUAAGAAUGCAAACAACACUCAGUUUGGUGAAAAGGGCAUGCAAAUUUUGAUGUCUUAUGAUAAUCAGAUCUCUAAUUCAGAUUUACUAAAUGAUAGGCCACUAUCUCCUGUAUUUUCGUCCAAACCGCUCUCAUCGCCAAUGGGUCUAAUAUCACCACAAGCACAGACUAAUACACAAUUAAAUCAACCUAUGAGAUUUGUCUCCGAUGAUGUACACUCCUGGAAAGUUUCAAGGCCCUCUAUACCCAAGGUAAGUGAUUUGAAGAAAGCAAUGAAAAAUGGAUCCUCUACAAAAAAUAAACCUUUAAGAGGUUCUCAAUCUGUGAAGUCAAGGGUUACCAAUAUAACAUUCCUGUUAAGUGAACUUAGAAGUACAACUGCUGGUGAUGACUCCCACAUUAUCGAUCCUGAUGAAGAAGAAGUUGUUGGUAUUGAUAAAAUGGAAAUAGCAAGAUCAUUAAGUGGGAGAGGAAGAAAUUCUGUUGUUGUUGAAGAUGUGUCCACUAAUAGAGCGUCAUUCGUUCCUGCAACAGUGAAUGAGGAUGAUGAAUUUCGUGAUGCUGUUGAAGAUGUUGAAGCUUACAGCACCUCUAGAGGAAAGAUUUUUGCAAACUAUUAG